CAGAAAGAGACGCAGCAGAAGAAGAAGAUUUCCAAAAUGGCGGCUGAGCGACGAUGAAGCGAAAAUUAAAGUUGUCUGGAAAUUUCCGUGUCGAAUUUAAAAUGUUGCGUGAAUAAAGCCGCGGUUUGGUUGUGUUUUAGUCUAGUGCAGUCGCUGGAGAGGUUACACGAGCCGGUCUGUGUGGCGGUGAACGCGGUUUGGGGUUUUAUUUGGACAUUUUUGACGCCGUUUUCUUUUUGUGUGUGUGUUUGUGUUGAACCUGUUAAAGACUCCUAACCGGUCUGGGAAAGCAGUGUAUCGCUGACCGAGACUAAAACCCGCAGCAUGGAGGAGAAAAGGAGGAGCGGGAGGAGCAGGGAGAGGAGCAGCAGCAGCAGCAGCAGUAGCAGCAGCAGCAGUGGAAGUGAGUCGAGCAGCGGGCCUUCUUCCCCCGCCAGACCCGGAUCCGGAGCGGCCAAAGCGGGCAGCAGCAGCGCCGCCGCCGCCGGAGGAGGAGGGAGAGGAGGAGGAGGAAACGCCUUCGCCAAUGACGGCAGCUUCAUGGAGCUGUUCAAGAAGAAGAUGGAGGAGGAGCGGCGGAGAAAGGAGCUGGAGGAGGCAGGCAACGUGCCGGCGACUGAGGACAAGAAGCCCGUUAGCGUGGCCAGCUUUGUGGGCAAGCGCAGAGGCGGCGCCAAGCUGGCACUCAAGACCGGAGUGGUGGCCAAGAAGCAGAAACAUGACUCGGAGGCUGAGACGGGUAAAGGAGACGCCUGGUCUAAGUACAUGGCCGAGGUAAAAAAGUACAAAGCUCACCAGUGUGGAGACGACGACAAAACCAGACCUCUGGUCAAAUAGACUGUGGCUGAGCGGCGUGCGGUGCGACGUGACAUCUGACCUCCCCCUCCACAUUCAUACACUCUCACACACACCCACACACAGCCCAGGAUCAGUCACGCCCUGCGCCCUAUCCUCUGGUGUUUCCUGUCUUUCUCCUCUUUUGUUUAUAGGUUUCCAGUGUUGGCGUACCCAUCCUGUGCAGCGUGUGUCAGGUGAUCCAGAUGCUUUCUAAACACAUCAGUACGAGCCUCAUCUUCAUUAUCAGUGUUGAUGUUCUCGAGAGAGAUUCUCUGUGGUGUGUUUAAGUAUCUGGACUGAUGUCACACCCUUUUUCUUUUUUUUUUUUGGUGUUGUUUUUGUAUAAUUCUUUUGUUUGUUUCUCGAUAAUUCGAUGUCACCUGAAGUCAGUGGUUUAAAAGAAUAAAUAAAUAAAUAAAUAAUAAAAUGCUACGCUCUGAGUGGAGUGGUGGCCAGUCGGGAUUGUA
Messenger RNA from Ictalurus punctatus (channel catfish), 1304 nucleotides. RefSeq names its product telomerase RNA component interacting RNase (gene trir). Gene Ontology annotation, molecular function: 3'-5' exonuclease activity; 5'-3' exonuclease activity. NCBI's taxonomy places the organism in Eukaryota, Metazoa, Chordata, Actinopteri, Siluriformes, Ictaluridae. The record is from RefSeq and is a predicted model, not a curated record. The transcript is spliced from 3 exons. Bases 325 to 837 code for a protein of 170 amino acids.